This is a messenger RNA of Podospora anserina S mat+, 2607 nucleotides long. RefSeq lists its product as uncharacterized. Gene Ontology annotation, cellular component: DNA replication preinitiation complex. Gene Ontology annotation, biological process: mitotic DNA replication preinitiation complex assembly; DNA replication initiation; double-strand break repair via break-induced replication. The transcript is spliced from 2 exons. The record is from RefSeq and is a predicted model, not a curated record. Bases 1 to 2607 code for a protein of 868 amino acids. NCBI's taxonomy places the organism in Eukaryota, Fungi, Ascomycota, Sordariomycetes, Sordariales, Podosporaceae. Gene Ontology annotation, molecular function: single-stranded DNA binding; chromatin binding; DNA replication origin binding.
AUGUAUCUUCCUAGGGAACUCAUAUCGAAGUUAUAUCUGCAUCUGCAGGCCACUCGACACCCCCUCUCACCACCUGUUCUCGUGCUUGUAGCCCUCGAACCCGAUGCGCUCUGCGCCUGCCGAAUUCUCACGCGUCUCUUCAAACAUGACUAUAUCCCGCACAAGAUCCAGCCUGUGGCAGGCUAUGCCGACCUGGAGCGCAUUGGACAAGAGCUCGUCAGUCCCAUGAUGGAAACGAGGGGCGGUGCCGGUGGAGUGGUGGUAUGCUUGGGUGUUGGUGGUAUGGCUGAUCUGGGAAGUGCCUUGGGCUUGGAACCCGAAGGGGAAGAAAACACGUUUGGUGGUGUUGAGGUUUGGGUGGCCGAUUCUCAUAGGCCUUGGAACCUGUCCAAUGUCUUUGGUGGCUUUCCAUUAGAACCCGAGACGGAGGAUGCGACGACAUUUUCAGCCAGGACCCCGCGUGGGGUCAAGGCUGGCCAAAUCGAACAUAACUACAAGCCGGGCAAGGGAGGAAUCAUUGUCAUGGACGAUGGUGAUAUUGAGGAACACUUGGUCAAGGAGAAGGGCGCCUAUCUUGCUCUGCUGGACAUGCCGGAAAUUGAGGAUGACGGGGAGGAUCUUGGAGGAAGCAGUGACGAGGAAAGCGAGGUCGGCGAGCUACCAAGCUCAGCGGUGCCUCGAGCUGGUCAGAAGCGAAAAUCCUGGGACUUUGAGGACGACAGCGACGAGGAUGAUGAUGAUAGACCAAGGCAAAAACGGAGGAGUAAUUCCGUAUGUCUUUUCUACUCCCCCCGACGGCCAGCACAACGAGGACUCAUAUCACUCCGAGACGACGGGCCGGUCUUUAGCAGCGACCCAGCAGAUCCGCCCACCGCGGCCCAGCCGAUAAAAGGACCGUCCGCAAGGACACUUCGGCGAAGGCUGCUGCGGUUACGGCGCGAAAACGAGACGAUCCUCAGAGAUUACUACCGACUCGGUACCGCCUACUCGGAACCCAUCUCCUCCAUGAUGUACUCUCUGGCCUCAGAACUCGGUCGUGAAGACAACGACCUCCUCUGGCUCACCAUUGUCGGAGUCACCUCUAUGGAACUCUACGGCCGCUCCUCAGCCGGCAUCGCAGCCCCAGUCCGCACCGGCGAAGCCCGCCCAGCCUCUGGCUGGCUAGGCAUGCGCGGUGCCAGGAUACGACAGCUCCUGCGCGACGAAGUCCGUCGUCUGAACCCCCCAGAAAUUGGCCGGGGAGCCGUCCCGGAGAACAGUGGCAUCAUUCCCACCACGGCCCGAAGUCCAGACGACACCAGCAUCCGUCUGUCGCCCGAGCCGAAGUUCCUGUUGAUUCGUCACUGGAGCCUGUACGAUAGCAUGCUCCACUCGCCGUAUCUCUUCUCACGGCUGAAGACCUGGAGCGAGACUGGCUUGAAGCGUCUGCAUAAGCUCCUCGCCAAGAUGGGGGUCAGUCUGGUGCAGUGUAAGCAAUCGUACACUCACAUGGACAUGACGCUGAAGCGGGAGCUCCGGUCGAAGCUCCUCAAGUAUGCCUCCCUCUACAACCUCGACGAACUAGUCCCCACUAUCGAUACGGACGGGAAAGACCGCGGCGGCGCGAAGGACUCCUGGGGUUUCGUCAGGAGCUGGGGGUGGCGUGCCACGCUCUCGGCGCAAGACGUCGGUGUUGUCAUUGGCGCCCUUUUGGAAGUAGGUCAGAACAGCCCCGAGGCUUCUUCCAGCAACAAUGACGGUCCGUCGCAAGAUUUAAUGGAGAUGUCGACUGCCACGGCCCCCUCGGAGGAAUGGCUGCCACGUUUCUGGGCUGCUUACGACGCUCUCGAGGAUAUUGAGUCGCUGAAGGCUGGCUUGCCAACGGCCCAAUUCCUUCACAAAGCCAUCUUUACCACCGGGACGACGAUUCUCAAAAAGAAGCAAAUCUCGCACUUGCGCGCGUUUCGGAUGUGCGUGGUGAAGGACUCGCCGGAUAGCCAGCUGUUUAACCACCCGGGUGCGUUGACAAAACUGGCGUUGUGGAUUGGGGAGGCGCUGGCGGAGCAAGAAAAGGAUGCCACGGGGAGGCUGGCGUUGGGCGGCAGGGGAACGCCGCUUGUUGUGGCUAGUCUGGAUGAGAAGCGCGGGGUGUAUGUUGUUGUUGGGACGGGAGGGGGUGGUGGUCCGGAUACGAUUUUUUUGGAUAAGGAGGCGCAGAAGAAGAAGGUGAAGGAAAGGGAGGAGAAGGCUAGGGUUAGGGAAGAGGCGAGGAAGGUUAAGGAGAGGAUGAGGGAGGAGAAGAAGGCGGCGAAGAGGAGGGAGAGGGAGCAGAGGAGAAAGCAGGGGGGGGAAGAUGAAGAGGAGGAUGAUGAUGGGUCGGAGUUGGACAGUGAAGAGGAUGAUGAGGACAGUGAGGAUGAGGAUGAGGAUGAUGGUGAGGAUGAGGAGGAUGAGACGAGGGAGAGGGGGUAUGGGCUCAAUAGAUUUGGGACGGCGUUUCAGGAUGUAGUGGCUGAGACGAAUGCGAGGGUGAGGAUUGAUAGUUUUGAGCAUUGUGUGGUGGAGGUGAAGAAGGAGGAUUUGAGUGGGUUUUUGGAGAGUUUGAGUAUGAAGGCUGUGGUGGGUUAG